Molecule: messenger RNA, 909 nt
Organism: Olea europaea var. sylvestris
Lineage: Eukaryota; Viridiplantae; Streptophyta; Magnoliopsida; Lamiales; Oleaceae
Product: protein FAR-RED IMPAIRED RESPONSE 1-like
Exons: 4
Coding region: 1-909 (302 amino acids)
Source: RefSeq, a predicted model, not a curated record
AUGUUAGAUAGAGAGAAACUAAUUAUUGAAGUGGUUGAUGACAAAAUUUUGAUCGAAUCUGAUAAUGGGAACUUUAUGGACAAAUUGAAUAUGAUGGAUGAUGAAAUUGUAGGCGUGGAUCUUGCGGCAAUGGUACCAGAGGUGGGAUUCCCCGUUAGAAAAAGGAAUUCAAAAAAGGAAGAUGAUGGGGUUGUGAGAUACAUGACAUUGACUUGUAGUCGCGAAGGCCGAAGAAUUAGUAAUACAAAUGUUUCUUCAAAAUCGUUGCAUCGCUACAAUCAAGAGUUGAGUGCACAUGUUAAACGGUGGCUUGAAGUGAACGGUACAGCAAGAAUCCCUUUGCAUAAAAGUUACAAUUCUGUAGUUGUUAAAGCGGGUGGGUACAAGAAUAUGACAUGCAUAGAAAAAGAUUAUAGAAACCAUGUGAAAAAAGUGAGGCAUUUAAAACUUGGAGAAGGGGAUGCCGCAGCGAUACAGUCCUACUUUUCAAGUAUGCAAGCAAGAUUCUCAAGUUUUUACUUUAGCAUGGAUUUGGACGACGAGUUAUGUCUGGAGAUUUUUUUUUUUUGGGCGAAUAACAUGUGUAGGCAAGCAUAUGAGGAGUUUGGCGAUGUUGUCACUUUCGAUACCACGUACCUUACAAAAAAGUAUGAUAUGCCAUUUGCCCCUUUUGUUGGAGCGAAUCAUCAUGGACAAUCGACGUUGCUUGGUUGUGGUUUGGCUUCAAAUGAAAAUUCAGAGACUUUUGUGUGGCUUUUCAAAACAUGGCUACAGUGCAUGCAGGGCCAAUCAUCUUCUGGGAUAAUUAUGGAUCAGCAUAGGGCUAUGCAGAAUGUAAUUCAUAUUGUGUUUCCCUUCCGCAACAGUUUCCAAACACAAAACAUAGAUGGUGCUUGUGGUACAUAUUGA